Cornus florida is the source of this 765-nucleotide messenger RNA. RefSeq names its product pathogenesis-related genes transcriptional activator PTI6-like. The transcript has a single exon. The coding region runs from base 140 to 568 and encodes 142 amino acids. Gene Ontology annotation, molecular function: DNA binding; DNA-binding transcription factor activity. The record is from RefSeq and is a predicted model, not a curated record. Gene Ontology annotation, biological process: regulation of DNA-templated transcription. NCBI's taxonomy places the organism in Eukaryota, Viridiplantae, Streptophyta, Magnoliopsida, Cornales, Cornaceae.
AUGCAUUUCUAUACGGACCCUAAUAUAAAAUGAAAUAGGAUCUAGUAUAUUUUUCCCCACGCCCCGAGGCGACAGCUUCAAAACGGGCAAAUACAGUGUCCACCGGAACAUUACCUAUGUCAAGCGGUUCUUGACUGGGAUGAGUGUCGAAAUGCCUCGUGUUGUUCGGAUAUUUGUCGCCGACGGCGACGCGACCGACUCAUCGAGCGACGAAGAAGAUAAUACUAGCAGAGUAAAGAAGCAUGUUGCUGAGGUUAGAAUUCAAACUCGUUGCAACCAAACAGCGAAUGAAAAUCGCAAUGGAAGUGCGGAGGUGAUCAGUACGAACUCUCCCAAGAGGUCAAUCGACAAGUGUUUGGCAAAUGGCGACAAAAAGUUUCGCGGCGUUCGGCGGCGGCCGUGGGGAAGAUUUGCGGCGGAGAUUCGAGAUCCGUUGCGGCGAGCUAGGGUUUGGUUAGGGACCUACGACACUGCCGAAGAGGCCGCCUUGGUUUAUGACAAGGCUGCGAUUCGAAUGCGAGGACCGGACGCUCUCACAAACCUCAUCAAACCUCCGACCAGAGCUUGACUACCGUAGAUUAAUGUAGCGCUAAUUUCCGGCUAUGAUUCCGAUCAACUCCGUCACUCCUCUUCCUCCUCCUCUACUACUCCUGGGAAAGUGUCACCCUCUCUCUCUCUAACAAACAUUGUAUAUAGUAAUUUUAUACUAUGCUUUAUGUUAUAACAGGUCACUUUCACUCUAAUAAUUUUGUAUCUGUUACACUC